Chara braunii is the source of this 2103-nucleotide messenger RNA. The record is from the annotation of a GenBank genome assembly. NCBI's taxonomy places the organism in Eukaryota, Viridiplantae, Streptophyta, Charophyceae, Charales, Characeae.
GCCGGCAGCAUGGAUCGAGUGCACAAUCCGCUAAUCGAUUGACAAGCACCUGCCCCGCACGCAAUGGAGUCGCAGCCGGGUCCCUGCGCAUCGGCCGUGCACGUCCUUCGAUGCCCAAAAGCACAACGCCGACCCAACCCGACCUCAGGGACGACGGCGCAUGCAGACCAGCGGUGUGUCCAGCACCCACUGUGGAGAACAUCACACGAGGAGUGUCAAACAUGCGGGCACACAGCGAUGGCGACGACGACGAUGGUGGUGGCGGUGACGAUGCCGACGAACGAUUCGGGGAGGACUUGGAAGCAGGGGACGACGACGGCGACAUUCCUAUUCGGCCUUUGGGGAAGACGGGUGGGAGGGGGAGAGGACGCAGUAGAGGUGUUGUUCGUGGUCGAUCCGUUGGCCGUGGGGGCAGAGGUGACGCCAGUGACGACGGUGGGAAGUCUGCAACGUACUGGUCUCCGGAAGAGCAAAUGCAACAGCUGCCCAGGCGAGGAGCGGGUGCUGGGGAGUCUGUUGGUAGUGAGGCCGCUGGUGAAGGCUUCCCUGAAGAACGUUCUUAUACGAGGGACUCCGACAACAACGCAACCAGCGGGGCUGGAGGCGCGAAGCAGAAGAAUGCGCGUCAACAGGCGUUGGAGUCGAUUGCGGAUGUCAUGGACCGCCUUGGCGAACUAAUGUCGUCGACGAUCGAAUCGUCUAGCAAGCGGCAAUGCAGCAUAUUCACGAGGCAAUGGGACAUACUCGAGCAGGAAGUUGCAGUCCAGAAAGCGCACUAUGCGGCGUCCAAUGAGACUCAGAGGAUGAUGUGCCACGCACUUAUGGAGAUCGCUGCCGCCAUCCGUGGGAACACCCGUGGGAAGAAGCGCGGCGUAGUCCCUGACAACAACCAAGGGCAGGGAAGACGUCGGUGGCAUGCCCCGAAAGCGAAGAGGGCGCGUUUAGAAGAUGUGUCAGCAAGGGUGCCUCAUCGUGGAGCGCAAGGUUGGGCGGCAGCAGCGGGAGGGGACUACGACGAAGAGUUCACGGCGGAGGAGAAGCAGGCAGAGGCGACCAUGUCUGCAGUACGGGAGAGCGGUCGGCAGCGCUCUUUUGAUCAGAGCGCUUCGAAGAGGAUGCUGACCCCUCCACCUGAGGCGCAGCAGCUGCGUGCCCGCGAAACGCAGACAGAGAAGGAUGCCGUCGUCGAUCUUGGCGGCGAGGAUGACGAGCCCUUCGAUAGAUGUCGCAUGCGCACUCGUACGACGGCGACCCCACCGCCGGCGGUGACGGCACGCGCUACUGUAAAUGAAAGGUCAUUCUCGGGUAGGCUGCCCGCCACGCCGUCUCAGCCACGUCAGCGCAACGAGGGUGGUGACGGAGGGUCCGUCCAACGCGGCGGCGGGGGGGAAGUCGUGGCAGACGCGCGCGCAGUUGGGGCCGAAGCGGCAGGCGCUGCGGGGGCGGGUGAUUUAGGCAUUGUGGCCCCCGUUGCGACGGCAAGAGAUGAGGCAGCAGUUGUGGCGACGGCGAGAGAGGAAGCGCGUGGCGAGAAAAAAGGCAAUCGGGAGGGCAGUGAGCCCGGUUCAAGCCGGGUACGUAGAGGAGUGAUGACAAAAGACCUCAUCGAUCGUGCCGUCCUUUGGGUCGACGACGAAGCUUUCUGGACGACAGGGGAGGGGAGAAGACUGUACAACAUCGUCCACGACACGAGAGAGUACUUCGUCGCCAUCGCCAACGGACUUCCACCGCCUGCCGUCCCUGUGAGCAUCGUACUGCUCAAAUCCAGCACGCGCGUAGGCAGGAUCGUCGACCAAUCACAGUUGCACCAAGCGAUCUUCCGUGCGGCGGCAGUGAAGAACGUUGCUCUGCGCAUCUUGCACGGCUGGGUAUUCAAGUCUGGGAACCGCCCAAGGGAUACAAUGUGGCUUUCCAGUACUCACUGGAAUCCUUUGCUACGGACAUUGCGCGUGCUAUGUGGUACGGCGAGGAGUGGUGCGACGUCGUCAGUCCGGCGGUUUGCCCGCACACGAUAGAUCUGUCCAUGGACUUGCCACAGUGGUUCGCCACACCAACAUCGAGGACAGACCGGACGACGACUACAUGGAGGCGCACCAGGAGUCC